This is a messenger RNA of Oreochromis aureus, 11866 nucleotides long. It is a transcript of the gene grip1, whose product is annotated as glutamate receptor interacting protein 1. Gene Ontology annotation, biological process: neurotransmitter receptor transport, endosome to postsynaptic membrane. NCBI's taxonomy places the organism in Eukaryota, Metazoa, Chordata, Actinopteri, Cichliformes, Cichlidae. The record is from RefSeq and is a predicted model, not a curated record. Gene Ontology annotation, molecular function: nuclear glucocorticoid receptor binding. The transcript is spliced from 26 exons. Bases 2099 to 5536 code for a protein of 1145 amino acids.
AAUUGUUCAGCAUUAUUGGGGCCCUCACAGAUAUACGAUAACAUGUGCACUAAUGAUCCUCCAUACCAUCAAAGAUGCUGGCUUUGAACUUUGGGCUUCAAUUGCAUUGCUUAAAUAAACAAAACCCUUUCUGGAAAAACUGUGGUCUGGAAGGACGUAGUGUUCAUGAUCUAAAAGAAGAAGCCCAGAUUCAGUCUUCGGAAUAUUUUCACUCUUCGAGCCCAGAGGAGCAUUUCUGGGUCCUCUUUACAGAAAAAAACUCAACAGUUCCUCCAUGGAUUCAAAAGUCUUAUCUGUUCUUGCCAAAUUACUUGUUAUUAUGUGUAUGUAUAAAUAACUACUGCAGUGUUCUGUGUAUCAAACUAAAAAAAAUCUCUUUGUCAUGCUUUUGUUUCUCGUUGUUGCUGUUUUGCAUGAUUUUAUGCUUUUUUAAAUUUCCAGUAGAGGUUUUUUUUUUCAAUAUUUUUGUGUCCCUUUGGAGCCACUGUGUGCGUUUCAGUGGUCAUAUUGUAUAUUUCAGUGUUCUUGUUAUUAUUUGUUGUCGGUUUGUUUCUCUCUGUGCUUGUUUUUUUCCUUCCCUCUGUAAUAGUUGUCAUUUUUUCACUUUAACUUACAUUUUUGCCUCUUUGUUCUAAUUCUGCAUCAGCAUUGGUGUUAUGGACAGCCCGGGGGUCCAGGCCCAUUCACAAAGGUCACUGUGCCCCCUCAGCUGAAUUCUGCUGACAUACUUUUACAACUAUAAGUAAAAGUAAGCCACACGACUUGGCAAUGAAAAUAUUAAAUACCAAGAUCACCAUCAAAUUAUUAUUAGAAUAUAUAUUUUUGUGAUGAUUUUUCACUACUUGUGGCUUUUGUUGCUGUUGUAUCGACUCGUAGCUCUUUUGCCUGUUUUUCUUUUGUUUACUUGUUUUUUCAUCUUGUCAUCAUUUUGUCCAUUGUUGCUGUUUUUCACCUCUUUGUGUACAGAAUAUGGACUCUGGACCAUGUCCUGCUGGUUCUGGUUCAGUAGUCUCUCCACGCCUCUGCCUCUAUGGAUCUUCAUCACUGUACAGGCUGACUGGCUGCUGGAGGAGGAUGUCUGGCUGACAGUCUUAUUGAUUUCUUUCUGUCUCUUUACAGAUUCUCUCUCUAUCUCUGCUCUGAAUGAAUGAAGACAGAAGAACGGUGCGCCACUAGCAACGUGUCUGUAGGAACUAAACUAUGAACCAGAUACAUUUGUCUUUAGAACCUUCAGUGGAACCUGGAUACAUUUCUAACAGUCUUUAGAACUCUCAGUGGAACCUGGAUACAUUUCUAACAGUCUUUAGAACUCUCAGUGGAACCUGGAUACAUUUGUAACAGUCUUUAGAACUCUCAGUGGAACCUGGAUACAUUUGUAACAGUCUUUAGAACCUUCAGUGGAGCCUGGUUACAUUUGUAACAGUCUUUAGAACUCUCAGUGGAACCUGGAUACAUUUGUAAUAGUCUUUAGAGCCUUCAGUGGAACCUGGAUACAUUUGUAACAGUCUUUAGAACUCUCAGUGGAACUUGGAUACAUUUGUAACAGUCUUUAGAACCUUCAGUGGAGCCUGGAUACAUUUGUAACAGUCUUUAGAACUCUCAGUGGAACCUGGAUACAUUUGUAACAGUCUUUAGAACUCUCAGUGGAACUUGGAUACAUUUGUAACAGUCUUCAGAACCCUCUGUAACAUCAAAGCGUCAGUGCCUCGCGGGCUCCUUCACGGUCAUCACGUCACCCACUCUCUUUCUUUUGACCAUCUCUGUAAACGUCGCUCUCCCGCUCCCGUGAGACCACAGCGAGGCUCGCGGGGUAGAGUUACAUAUGGGGGGAGGGGGUAGAGAGACAUAGACAAAGAGGAGGAGUGGGGAGAGAGAGAGAGGGAGGCUCGCGUGCCUGUGUGAGGUUGAAAAAGAGGGAGAGGUAGAGAGAGGUAGGCUCGUGCAGGGGGAGGUGGAUCCCUGUGUAGUGGAGCAGCUUAAGCUAAAGCUAACUAGCCAUGUUGCUGUCGCCGCUGCCGUUGCUGUUGCUCCUUCCGUUGCUGGUGGUGUGUGUCUGCUAGCGGCCGCCCUGGACUCCCUAUCCGCCCUGAGGUGCAUCAUGCCCGGCUGGAAGAAAAACAUCCCGGCCUGUCUCCAACCGGACCAGGAGGGAGAUGAAGGGCCGUAUACGAAACACUCCGCCGGGUCGCGACCUCCAGAUGGAGCGCUGGCCAUCAGGAGACAGAGUAUACCAGAUGAGUUUCGGGGCUGCACGGUGGUGGAGUUGAUGAAAAAGGAGGGGACGACGCUCGGGCUGACAGUUUCAGGAGGAAUCGACAAAGAUGGGAAGCCUCGAGUUUCAAACCUGCGGCAGGGAGGCAUUGCGGCCCGGAGUGACCAGCUGAACGUGGGUGACUAUAUCAGGUCUGUCAAUGGCAUCAAUCUGGCCAAGUUCAGACACGAUGAGAUCAUCAGUCUGCUGAAGAACGUGGGUGAGCGGGUCGUCCUGGAGGUCGAGUAUGAGCUGCCGCCUGUCUCGGUGCAGGGGUCAGGGGUCAUGUUUAAGAAUGUGGAAGUCACGCUUCACAAAGAAGGAAACAGCUUUGGUUUCGUCACCAGAGGUGGAGCCCAUGAAGACAGGAACAAGUCCCGUCCCAUCGUCAUUACAACCAUCCGGCCAGGCGGCCCAGCAGACCGGGAAGGAACCAUCAAGCCGGGUGAUCGGUUGUUAAGCAUUGAUGGGAUUCGUCUCCAUGGCAGCACACUUUCAGAGGCCAUGAGCAUCCUGAAGCAGUGUGGACAGGAGGCCACGCUGCUGAUUGAGUAUGACGUCUCCGUGAUGGACUCUGUUGCUACGGCAUCAGGGCCGCUACUGGUUGAAGUUGCCAAGGCGGCAGGGUCUAGCCUGGGUGUGGCCCUGUCCACCUCCAUGUUCUGCAACAAGCAGGUCAUCAUCAUCGACAAGGUCAAACCAGCCAGUAUAGCAGACAGGUGUGGUGCUCUUCACGCAGGAGAUCAUAUCCUGUCCGUUGAUGGGAAGUCGAUGGAGUUUUGUUCCCUAGCUGAAGCCACUCAGCUGCUUUCUGCUUCCUGUCAGACCGUCCGCUUGGAGAUCCUGCCACAACACCAGACCCGACCAGCCCUUAACGCACCACAGCACGUCAAGGUGCAGCGUAGUCCCCGCCCCCUCCCCUGGGAGACCGGAGGCUCUGCCCCUAUCCUCCCCCCCUACCACUACAACACGUACCACCCUGACCAAUCAGGCGCCAGAUCGCACAACCGCCAUACAAACAAUCCUCCGCUCAGCCACUCCUUCUCUCCUGGCUCCAUGUCGGCCUAUAGCCUCUCCUCCCUCAACAUGAGCACCCUGCCCAGGAACAUGUAUCCCACAAGUCCACGGGGCACACUGAUGAGGAGGAAGGGCAAGAAAAAGGACUUUAAGAGCUCCUUGUCUCUUGCGUCCAGCACUGUGGGUCUCGCCGGUCAGGUAGUCCACACGGAAACCACCGAGGUGACGCUGCUCGGCGACGGCAUCAUGGGAUUUGGCCUGCAACUGCAGGGAGGAGUGUUUGCCACGGAAACGCUGUCAUCCCCGCCACUCAUCGCCUACAUCGACCCCGACAGCCCUGCUGAGAGGUGUGGCAUCCUGCAGAUCGGUGACAGGAUCUUAUCCAUAAAUGGCGUUCCAACUGAAGAUUCGACCCUUGAAGAAACCAAUCAGCUGCUCAGAGACUCGUCCAUCACUGCUCAGCUCACACUGGAAAUUGAGUUCGAUGUGGCUGAGUCAGUCAUCCCCAGUUCAGGCACGUUCCACGUAAAGCUCCCAAAGAAACCAGGAGUGGAACUGGGAAUCACCAUCAGCUCUCCGUCCAACAGGAAACCAGGUGAUCCUUUGAUCAUCUCGGACAUCAAGAAAGGCAGCGUCGCACACAGGACAGGGACAUUGGAACUGGGAGACAAGCUGCUGGCCAUUGAUAACAUCCGUGUGGAGAACUGCUCCAUGGAGGAAGCUGUUCAGAUCCUCCAGCAGUGUGAGGAGCUCGUCAAACUGAAGAUCCGCAAAGAUGAAGACAACUCUGAUGAACAGGAGGUGUCUGGCAGCAUCAUUUACACAGUGGAGCUUCAACGCUAUGGUGGUCCGCUGGGAAUCACCAUCUCAGGCACUGAGGAGCCCUUCGACCCCAUCAUCAUCUCCUCUCUGAGCAAGGGGGGGCUGGCAGAGAGGACGGGUGCGAUCCAUGUAGGCGACCGUAUUCUUGCGAUCAACAGCAGCAGUCUGAAGGGGAAACCACUGAGUGAAGCCAUCAGUCUGCUGCAGCAGGCGGGCGAGACGGUCACAUUGAAGAUCAAGAAGCAGGGAGAACUGUCGAGCCCAAAGUCUUGCGUGAUUGGUUCGGGUCUGGGGUCGGGGGUGGGGCCUAACCUGGAGAACCAGGAUGGAGAGGAGGAGCCUGUUGUCAUGGUUGCACCUCCGACAAGCCAGAGAGCAUUCAGCACACUGCCGUCCGUGGACAGCGCUGUGGAGUCCUGGGAUGGAUCCAACAUGGACAGCAGCUUCACCACCCCAGCUCCUACUUUUCAGUCGUCACCGUACAGUUUCCACGAGUGGCGCAGCGCCAAGACAAGCAACAGCCAUUCAUCAUCUUCCACUCGCCAGAGAGCCAAUCCGCUGUCGGAUCUGGGUCUGAGUGAUGAUGACUGGGACCGCCCACCUCUCGGAGGAGGCUGUAAUCUGCCCAGCGGUCUAAUCUCUGACAGCAGGUUUAAUGUCGGACAUGAUGGGACAGAACCAGACCAGGAGGAGAACUUCUGGUCUCAGGCUCUGGAGGACUUGGAGACCUGUGGACAGAGCGGCAUCCUCAGAGAGCUGGAGGCUACCAUCAUGUCAGGCUCCACCCUCAGUCUAAACCAUGAUCCCACCCCUCUGCGGAGCACUCUGGGGCGCCAGGCGAGUUUCCAGGAGCGCAGCAACUCCAGACCACAAGUGACUCCUCGAUCCAACACCUUGCCCUCUGACCCUCAGCGCCGAGCCUUCGCCAUGAGGAAGAUGAGGCAGGAAGUAAAUGACAUCCUAAACCAGAACCCUGUGGAACUUCACAAGCUCACUCUGGAGAAGGCGACAGACCUUGAGGAUUUUGGUUUCAGCGUUUCUGAUGGAUUGCUGGACCGCGGCGUCUAUGUUAAUAACAUCCGACCCGGAGGCCCAGCGGAACAGGGUGGUCUCAAAGCCUAUGACCGAAUACUACAGAUUAACCAUGUGCGGACCAGGGACUUUGACUGCUGCCUUGUAGUUCCCCUGAUUGCAGAGUCUCCAAACCGCUUGGAGCUUGUAAUCAGCCGAAACCCUUCAUCCUCUUCCUCCUCUACCCUGAUGGCCAAUCACACCGAUGGCACAACCAACAGCAGCCACUCCUCUCAGCCAGUUGGCAGUGACCUGGGACCCUCAGAUCUCUCUGUUGGCCAGGGAGAGGACAGCGGUCCAAUCAAGUGGAGCCAACCAGGAGAUGGCUUUGGGGCAGGGAUUGGGAUGGGGCAGGUUACAAACAAUUCCUUAUAGCAGACAAAAAUUAUGUCAGACUGGAUUCAACCACACCAGACUGGAGAGGUCGUGAGGAAAAAGGGGACAACAAAGUUGAAUCAAACUGAUUUAAAACCAGUUUAAACUGGUUCGGAGUAGACCGCCCAUGGUGCUACACACACCCUCUGGAUGACCUUUGACUACUAUAGUUUGACCCUUGAACUGCUAAAGCAGCCUGAAAGCACAGUGAUGGACUGGAGCAACACCACACCUUUUAACCUGAACCAGUUCUGUAUACUGGUAUUACUGGUGUCACUGGAACCAGAAUUCUAAUGAUCCUAUUAGAGCCACAACUGGGGCUACUGGCCUACCUGGUCUAAGAUUAAUAGUUAUUGAUCCUUCUAGCCUAGAGCCAUGGCUACUGGUUCUACUGAAGCCACAACUACAGCCAAUAGUCUUAAUGGUCUACAAGCCGAGAAAUAUAAUCCUAUGAAGUCAGUGCCACAGCCAAUGGUCUUACUCUUUUAAGAUUGAUGGUUACUGGUUCUAGAAGCCUAGAAUUCCAGGUUGAAGACACAUGGGUUCUGGAAUUAUGGUUCCAGGUUCCACCAAAGUCCUACUAAGCAAGAACCUCAGCCAAUAGUCUUAGCGUACCAAGACACACAGGUACUGGUCUUAGUGGGAUCAGGACAAUGGCUAUUGUUUCUAGUGAAACCAGAGGCAAAUAUAGUUGUCUUACUGGUUAAAGCAUUAUUAAUGUUUGCGGUCUCACUGGCCAAGGAACUAUGGAUACUGUGCCAUUGCCAUGGCCAGUGCUUGGUGAAGUCCAUCCUGGAUCCUGGGCCUACUAGAACCAGAUUUGUGGCAUUUGGCCGAGAUCCACAGCAGCACAAAGACUGAUGGGACACUAGUCCAGAUACCGAAACCUGCUGAUGGGCAUAACAGUUGCCAAGGAGACUAGGGAUGCUCUGAUCAGUGUCUACAUCUGAUGAUAUUACUGAACAUAUACUGAUUACUAAAUCCUUAUGCUUGUGUAUAAGAAAGCCUUAUGACAAAGUCUUCUAUUUGAUAUUUAACCAGCUGGAAUCACUGGUCCUCAGUACACUAAAAACUAGAUUGUUCAAAUGCAGAAGACAGGGUAAGUCUGAAAUUACUGAAGGUGUAACUUUUCGAAGUAGUUAUGCUUGACAUUGGAAGGUUGAUGGAAAGGUAGUUUUAGGCACUGCCCCACACAGGAUUAAAGAAAGAAGCUUUCGAACAAGAAGGUACAGAUCCCACAAGAAACUGGACCAGAAGGUUGUUUUAAGAGAUGAGAAUAAAAAUGGUCCUGUUUAACUGCAAGUUUUGAAGAAAGGGUAUAAGUGGAAAUGGCGAUAGAAAGAGAGGUCGAGCUCAAAAAUGGUUGGGGUUAAGUGAGGUUUUGCAAGUAUAUAAGGCUGGAUCCAUAAGGUUAUGAUGAGAUGUACCUCCUUAAAAUAAAUGCUCAACGUGACAUGGAAACCUGAAGAGAUAUCCAAAUUAAACAAUACAAAAGGAAAGACCUCCGUAACUAGUUUGUCUGGCAACCCAGAGAUUUAUUCCUGUGGGCAUUACCAGGUGUAGUUUUUCAAGUUUGAUUAUGCACUUUACCGAAGCAAAACUGUACAAGGUUUGGCUUGUACUUUGGCUCCACUGUUGAACGGCUGCUAUAAUUUAUGUAACCUGCUCUCUAUCACUGUUUAAUUUCCUAAAUUCUCCACAAAUUACAACUGACAGUUCUAAUAUUUUAUGACGCCAUUCACAAAAUUUACAUCAUUACUAACCAUUGCUGCUAUACAGAUGAAUAAUAUAAGAAAAGUUACCAUCUGAGCAGAGACGUUGGUCUCUGGGGGAACACUGUUUUAAAAUUUUAAACCAGAGCUGGACAUUGAAACAUGAUACUGGUUUGUAAUUAGCAGGAAAACCUGCAGCUGCAUAUAUAUUUAUGAUGUUUGUUGCACCUCAGCUUGAAACUAGUGAAAAGACAAAGAUAAGGUGCUUUCGGACCAGAGAACUUUUUAUCGGUCUUGUUAAACAAGCCUUUGUUAGUUUUUAGGAUACACAUGAUAUGCAUGAUUGGAGAACCGCUAGCCAUCACUAAAGCUUCUUGAAGAAAUUGGAGUAGGGUUAGAAAGGAAAAACUUGACAGCACACAACCCAAAACACUUCAACACAUAAAUCGCUGUGGUAAAGAGUUUCGGUUAAAAUUUGCAGAGGGUAAUUACAAAAAAGUACAUUUAAAAAGCCUGCAUAAAAUCGGGUGUAACAUCAGCUGAGUAUAUAAAACUCUUAGCGAUAAAAAAUGGAACAAAGCACAGAGAAAUGACUUUACCUAGGCUCUAUGUGGAGGCAACAUAAUAUGAUUUUUCAUGUAUACUAAAUGCUAUUCAGCUUUUACAUGACUUCUGCAUAUCUAUGCUCCAGGAGGAGGCCAUGAGAAACUGGGACUGUUGUGGAGCGCUGCACCUAUAUAUAACCUAAAAAUAAUAUUGAGCAGAACUUAUUUCAGCUUAUUGGUGCAGCCCUCCAAAACAGUCCCAGUUUAGCAUGUGUCCCCUUGGGAAAAUAAAUUGUCCAUCUUUGCUAUGUAGGCAAUGUGAAUAGAAUAGAAUCUGCAAACCAUGCUUAGCUUAGUAUAUUUGGAAAGUGUAUUUUGGAAAGCUAUACAUCUUUAAUGCUUUUUGGUCCGAAAGUGCUUAUAGUCCAUAUCUUCUUAGGAAUUGGGGAAUGCAUUGCCUGCCAUUAAAAGUAACAGUUUGAAAUAUUUUGUGCAAAACCAUCUAUUAAUGGCUAUUUCCUAUAAACGUGUUUCUUAAUUAUGCAGUUUCUAAUUAAAUUGUUUGGCAAGCUAAGUUAAAAAAUAGACAAAAAAGGAACCUCUGCAACACUGGGCACACUCCAUCUGCUAAGGGAGGAUGUGGUAGGAUCCAAAGCUCCAGAACAGCUACUUUAUAUGCUUUAAUAUGUCAACUAGAGAAAUUUGUUUAUUUAUAUUAUAAAGGACAUUUUCUUUACGUUUAAAAAAAAAAAAAAAAAAAUUAUUUGUGAAUUUUACCUUUAGAAAAAAAUCAGUGCAUUUUUACUAAUGAUCAGCUGAUACUGAUCGGAGCAUCCUAAAUGAAACGAAGGGUUUACUGUUAAAAUUUUUGUUCUGUGCCAUGAACGAGCUACAGGCUGGAAGAGUUACGGUAACCACGCUGUCAAUAAUAAUGAUGAUGAUGACACUGAGCAAGUUCAAUAAUACUUUUUCUACUGUUUACACCUGUUGGACUGGCCACACUGUGUAUGUAUGUGUGCGUGUCUGUGUGUGUGUAUGUUACACGUUAAACACAAGGCCAGUUAAGCCCCUCCCACCUCAAGUCCCACCCAAUCUACCCCCUGACCAAUAGGCAACCAGGAUGAUGGACGGCAGUUCUGAAAAAUUCAGCUGAUUGGCUGGAACCAAUCAGAAACAUAAACAUUUCCUUCCCUGCCUGUCUGUGAUUGGUUCUUUUUCACACACAAAGACAACCAAUCAGCUUCCAGGAAGAAGCCACGCAUGCCCCUACCCCGACUUCCCCUCCCCAUCCCCAGCCCCAGUGACAGUGAUCUCUUAUGCUAAUCAAUUGGUGUGUUUUUUUGAUUGACUGUUGUCAAUUCUGUUUGUUUGUUUGUUUCCAUGGUGACUGAACCAGAAAAUAUGUAAAAUAGAUUUAAAAAAAAAAAAAGUUCAGUCCCCAUCGCUGUUCACAUCAAAAACCAUCAAACCCUGAAAACACCAUCUCAUAAUCACAAAAACUAUGUUACAAAAGAAAAAAAUCCUGUUAAAACAGGAAACCUGUGACGGUAAACACUUGUGUGUGUGUGUGUGUGUGUGUGUGUGUCUGAGAGAGAGUGAGUGAGUGUUUAUUUUCGAGUGAUGUCAACAUCUUCCUGCUCUCACCUUAGUCUUAACUCACUAUUUAUAGUGGCCAAUCAGAACCCUCCCUCAGCAUCCCUGAGCCAAACAGUCCAAUAGCUGCUGCUGUGCUUUGGAUUAGAGCGUUCUGAUUGGCUGUUUCUAUGUGGAUAGUUGUCAUUGGCUGUUCUGCUCUACCCAAAAUUUUCUAAAUGCUCAGAUGGGUUUUUUUUUUUUUUUUUUUGCAAGCAAAUGGCUAGUAUGUAGUUAGCAUUAAGCUAGCAGACGCAGAGCACAGGGCUAGUGUAACCAUAAUUAUAUACACAGUACAAGGGAACUACUAUCCUAACUAUGUUUACUAGCUAAUAAACAUAGCAAGAGACUUGUAAGCACAUGGGUAAAAACCGCUAACCAAAGAUAAAAUUUAGCCAACAUUUUUUUAUGUUAGCACACAGCUAGCCCAGUACCAGCACAGUCUGUGUAUUGUUAGCACAAACCUUGCACUUCACUAAGGUAUGGUUAGCUGUAGAGCUAAAGAAUGUCUUUUAGCAUCUUGACUAUAAAAAGGCUGAAACAGCUCUAUUGGUGGUAUUCCACUGACACCUGAGUAGGCUAACUUGAUCUAAGGUCAUAACUAUCAUAUGGCUAGCAGACACUGAACAAAGGGCUAGCGUAAUCAUAACAGACAUAACACAAGGACCAUAGGCUGGUUGUGUUUGAUAUCCAUUUAUUAUUAUGUUUAUUGGCUAAUCACAAAGAAAGAACUUGGUUGGCAUAUAUUUAAACAGCUAGCCAAGGCUAACAUUUAUCGUAACAUCCUAUUGUAUGUCAGGACACAGUUAAGCACAGCUCGUGCCCAUUGUUAAAAUCAGGGUAAUGUGUUAAAUAAAGACUUUUUUCUUAUUUGCAUUAGGCUAACAUAACAGAUAAUAGAAAUACAUUUUAGCAUGUGACCAGCAGAUGCUGAACACAGGGUUUACGUAAUACAGAGAAUGCUAACAUAAGGGUAUUUUAGCUUCAUUGAAAAUCUCUUACUGAUUUUUGGCUUAUGUUAAUGCAUAACUUACAUGUUGAUAACAGAGCUAUAAUAUAGCUUAUGGUUAGUACUAAGUUACGGUUUCUAAUUUUAGCAAAAGCAGUAUACCACACAUCAAAUUCAACUGACAAGUGAGCAGCCUAACUUGGUCUGAGGACAUUACUAACACAUGAUUAGUAUGUAUCUAGCAGACAUUGAGCAUAGGGCUAGUCUAACCAUAACACAUGACUAUACACAUAGAACAAGAAAAUUAGGCUUUCUAUAUGUAACACCCAUUUCUUGCUAUAUUUAUUAGUUAAUAAGCAUAAAAAUAAUUUAAUUAGCAUAUGAAUAAAGAGCUAUCCAAAGCUAAAGUUAUUAUGUUAGCACACGGCUAGUGCCAGCACAGCCCUUACAGACCUUUAACAUAGGGCUUACAUUUGCAAAACAAAGUUUUUCUCUUGUUAGCAAAAAGCUAACAUGGGAGAUAAUAGAACUACAGUUUAGCAUGUGGUAGUUGAUGCAGAGCAUUAGAGCUAACAUAACUAUAACAUGUGGCUAGUUGCACAUAGUACAUGGAUGGUAAGUUAGCUGUACAAUUUUUCAACACUUAUUUACUAGUGUGGUUACAACUUAACAUAGCAAGGGCUUGGUUGGUUUGUAGGUAAACAUAAGAGCAAGGAGCUAAAAAUGUCUGCUAACAAGAGAGUAUGUCAGUUUUAUGUCAGCCUCUACUGAUUUGUGGUUUAUGUUAGCACAUGAGUAACAUGAACUAUAAUUUAGCUUGCGGCUAGCAUUUAGGCGAGGUAGUAGCUACAGGUUCAUUAAAGAGACCUAACAAGGUCUAAGGAAAUGGUUCACAUUGCUAAUACAGAGCUAAUGCCUUGAAUUCAGGGCUAACACGUAGAUGUUAGUGUUUUAAGGUUCAGCCAAGAGAACUGCUCCACCAAUGGGAACAAGCCACAGGGCUGAGGGGUGUGGCUUCACAAGGGUUUGAUGAGUGAGACCUAAAGCCAUACACACUGUGUUUGUGCGCAUGUAUUAACAUUACCAUGUGUGUGGGUGUGUAUUUGUUAGAGCCUGUGUGUGUGAGUGUGUGUGGGUGUGUGUGUGUGUGUAUGUGUGUAACAUUGCAGGGAUUUGCACUCUAGUGAUUCACCUCAGCAAGACAUCCACCCACCUACAACCACACACACACACACACUAACACACACACACGUGCAUUGCACUGCCAUUUGAAAUAGUGGGUCAGAUUAGUUUCCAUGUAGCUUCACCAACCAACCAAACUGUAUUUUUCUUUAAAGGAACAGGGAUGUUGUAAAGUAUUUUUGUACAAAUUUAAUACUUUGGUAGCAUGACGUUCCUGUUGUUUGUCCUGUCGGGCUCCACUGCUCUCCUCCACCCGCCUUUGUAUGGACGAUUACUGAGCAACAAUAAAGAUGAAGACCUGCUGGGAGAA